ACACAUAAAGAAACUUAUUCACAACUUGCAUCUAUGGCACAGGAUUUUUUAUCUAUACCAGGUACAAGUGUACCUGUUGAAAGAAUAUUUUCAGGUGGCGUUGAUUUAAUUACAAAGAAAAGAUCUAGUUUAAAUCAAGAAAGUAUUAAGACAU
This is a messenger RNA of Funneliformis caledonium, 154 nucleotides long. The record is from the annotation of a GenBank genome assembly. Lineage: Eukaryota; Fungi; Glomeromycota; Glomeromycetes; Glomerales; Glomeraceae.